This is a messenger RNA of Plectropomus leopardus (leopard coralgrouper), 2831 nucleotides long. RefSeq names its product tumor susceptibility 101a (gene tsg101a). Gene Ontology annotation, molecular function: ubiquitin binding. Lineage: Eukaryota; Metazoa; Chordata; Actinopteri; Perciformes; Serranidae. Gene Ontology annotation, biological process: endosome to lysosome transport; protein modification process; protein transport. The record is from RefSeq and is a predicted model, not a curated record. Gene Ontology annotation, cellular component: ESCRT I complex.
CUGUCAGGUGGAAUGCCGGAAAUUCCUUUUGUUGAUCAUCAAACAUUUGUUUUUCGCCUUCGUCUUAGAACUUUUAAUUACCUGUUUUCUGUUCUUACUUAAUAAUUGAAGCUUGGCGCGUCAACAACAGAGACAUUAGUCGUGCAGGACUGGAGGGUGUCAUAGAGACACCUAGUCAUUGUCUUAUUUGUUGUCGGGCCCGAGGCUGGGCUAACUUUAGCCUAGCUAGCACUGAGUAAAGUCCUGCUAGCUAGCGUUAGCUAGUGUUAACUGUCACUGUUGCUGGCUUAAAAGUCAGCCGUGCACUUUCUUAACUAAUUAAUAAGAAAGGUGUAAACAGAAGCUCAAAAAUCAUGGCAGUUGUCAAUGAAGGUGCCCUGAAGAAAAUGCUGAAGCAAUACAAAUACAGAGACCUGACUGUUCGUGAGAUAACCAAUGUCAUCUCUCAGUACAAGGACUUGAAGCCGGUUAUGGAUGCAUAUGUUUUUAACGAUGGCUCCACAAGAGACCUGAUGAGCUUGACAGGAACUGUCCCAGUGAGCUACAGAGGCAAUGUCUACAACAUCCCAGUGUGUCUGUGGUUGUUGGACACAUAUCCCUACAACCCUCCCAUAUGUUUUGUCAAACCUACCAGUGCAAUGAUGAUCAAAACUGGCAAGCACAUUGAUGCCAAUGGCAAGAUCUACCUGCCUUAUCUACAUGAGUGGAAGCAUCCUCAGUCAGACCUGUAUGGUCUGAUUCAGGUGAUGAUUGUGGUUUUUGGAGAGGAGCCUCCUGUCUUUUCUCGCCCCACCACACAGGCGCCCUACCAAGCGUUCCAAGCAGCCGGACCCCCGAACCCUUCCUAUAUGCCUGGCAUGCCUGCAGUCUCACCCUACGGCCCAAAUCCUAACCCGGGAGGCUAUCCAGGAUAUCAGUACCCAGGUGGCAACUCUUAUCCUGCCACUGCUGGACCUGCACACUACCCCACCCAGACUCCAGUUUCCACAGUGGGCCCGAGCAGAGAUGGCACCAUUGGCGAGGACACCAUCCGUGCAUCUCUGAUAUCCGCUGUGAGUGAUAAGCUUCGCUGGAGAAUGAAGGAGGAGAUGGACAGAGCUCAGGCGGAGCUGGACGCCCUGAAGCGAACAGAGGAGGAUCUGAAGAAAGGACAUCAGAAACUGGAGGAGAUGGUCUCAAGACUGGACCAGGAAGUGUCUGAGGUCGACAGGAAUAUUGAGCUGCUGAAGAGAAAGGACGAAGAGCUGAGUGAGGCCUUAGAGAAGAUGGAGAACCAGUCAGAGAACAAUGACAUUGACGACGUCAUCGUGCCCACAGCUCCGCUAUACAAACAGAUUCUGAACCUGUACGCCGAAGAAAACGCAAUUGAAGACACUAUUUUCUACCUGGGAGAGGCCCUCCGUAGAGGCGUCAUAGACCUGGAGGUUUUUCUUAAGCAUGUACGUCUUCUGUCCAGGAAGCAGUUCCAGCUUCGUGCCCUCAUGCAGAAAGCCCGCAAGACUGCUGGCCUUAGUGACCUCUACUGACCCUCACUGACUAGCAGGAAACAUUCAUAUCUUCAUGCUUUCUUACUCUUCUCUUCCUCCUCUGUUUUAUUCUCCUUUUAAUGUCUUCUUGUAGCUCUCUUUUUAUUCUCCAUAAGAUCUGUUGUUGUGAGACAGAAAUCUGAACAACAGAAAAUGAUUAAAAAUACAGCAUUCAAAAAAGAAUGGACUGUCCUGUGUAGCCACAGUUCUCAUCGGACAUCAUUUGUAUUUUGAUCUGACUAAAUAGUUGACAUCAUUAUGCAUUAACAACCCAUUAGCAAGACAUGGCUCUAUUAUUUUUGUGCUCCAGUUUUAAACAAAACCCACUGUGACCACAUUGUAAGCCAGGUACUGCGGUUGACGCAAAAACAUGCGCAACAAACAUGCCAUAGUGGUAAAAAUGAACUGGGAGCCCUUUCUGUGUGUGUCCAUUUUGUGAAUGUUUGUGGUGUAGCUGGGUUGGAGUACAGUGUAUAUGUUGCACUGCAGGGCAGCCUGCAGGUUCUGUUUGCAAUCCCUUUGCUAGACAAAGUCAUUUGGCUAGUAAGCACAAAUUGUUUGGGGCUAGUAGAGAGGGGCUCCAUAUGUCCAUUCGACUCAUAAUGAAAAGGUUACGCUCUGAUAUAAAUACCCAGGGCAACCUUUCAGGAGGGACAGGGGGUUCAGCCUCAGGAUUUAAUGCUGUCUGGGUUGUGUUCAGUAGCCAUUGGGGUCAAAGGUAUCACUUUUCAUACAGUACAGGUGAUGAUGAACAUUGAAAUGAACUGUGAGCCUUUUAAAGGGUUAAAUUAAGAGCUCCUCUGCCACCUGACCACACUAUUUCUAUUUCCUGUUUCCCUGUGUUUCUUUACAAGGGUGUGAGUGAGGUUCUUUGUGUCAGCUGCUCAGGUCUGCCCUCCAGUCUGACUGCAUUAACCAGUCAAUCAUGUAUUCUGUACAGUCUCUGUUGUAUGCCAGUCUUGACAUACUUUAUUCUAUCACAAAGUAAUCUUACUUUUCUGUUCUCCUUGUGCUGUCCACUUAUUCUCAGUCCUGCUGAGAGGUGUAGGUUUUCAGUAAACACGAGGAAAAAGUUGUGAAUAGAGCCGGAGUGUUGGAGGGUACAAAAAAGUACUAAUCACAAAGUUAACUUAUGUAAAGUUUAAAAACAGGUUUCAUUUAAAUUAGCCUUUACUAAAUGCACUUUGAAUUGUAUGAUAGAGUAUCUGCUGUUAUUUUCUUGUUUCCAAUUCAACCAUAGACCACCUGUUCUUUUAUAUCUGUAGAUUUAUGUAAAUCAGGACAAAUAAAAGAAAUCUGAUUUAA